Molecule: messenger RNA, 983 nt
Organism: Perca fluviatilis (European perch)
Lineage: Eukaryota; Metazoa; Chordata; Actinopteri; Perciformes; Percidae
Gene: smim22
Product: small integral membrane protein 22
Exons: 4
Coding region: 254-646 (130 amino acids)
Biological process (GO): regulation of cell population proliferation
Source: RefSeq, a predicted model, not a curated record
CAAUUCGAAACGUAAACAAACAGAAACUGUUAAACACGUCCUAGGGGCAAUUUCUGUUGAAAUAUUCAGACUACGGCUACAAACACGGGUAUUUCUUAGAGUGUUGUGGAGUAGAAGAAGAAAGUGGCAUGAAAAGAACUGACUCAAGUAAAGGACAAGUAGCCUACCUCAACAUUUGGACUUUAGUACAGUACUGGAGUAAACGUAGGCUUCUUAGUAACAUUCCACCACUGUGGAUUGUGCUGUCAGUCUUAUGAUAAUUAACAGACAGCUGUUUGGUUUUAACUGCGACACACGAGGCAGCAGGUGUGGGUGUGUCCCUCCCCUGUCCCCGGGCAGCCGGAGCAGCGGACCCGGAAGGAAAGGCUCAUUAAAGACAGCGGCUCCGUCUACAGCAUACAGAGCGAUGGAUCAGAGAGGCCUGCAGCAGGAGUUCCAGGUUCAGUUCAGCCAUGUGGUUUCCAGAGUGCAGUUCUUCCAGUCGGACUGGGACAUCGCCUCUUUUGCCAUCUUCUUCAUCUUCAUCGGGAUGGUUUUGCUGCUGGUCAUCCUGGUCCUCAUCCGCUGUUGCUGCUGCUGCUGCUGUGAUGACGAGAGGCCUCGCGGGCGGAAGGUCGGCAUAGAGAACAUGGCUCUGGAGCCCUGACAGAUGGAGGAGUGGAGGGGUUGAUGCAGCUCCGGGCACAGCCUGCUGCUUUGACAUUGUGUGCCAAAGCUUUGACUCGACUGUCACCAGUCGGUCACCAAAACGUAGUCCACUUGCACAUAGAAUGAAUCCGUGUUCCUCUGCUACCCUGGUAGGGAAAUCUAACACGAGAGAUCUUUUUGACUGUCACCGCUGUGUUGCUAGGAUACCACCAAGCAGCUGUCUGUGUUUUUAUGCCUCUGUCAGAUUCCAACGUCACUUCCUUGUUUGUUGAAAGAAUGUUGGUUUCAAUUUGAAGUUUUUACUUGGUAACAAAUCUAUAAAAGUCAUAAAAAAA